AUGGCGGCUUUGGUGCGUCGUAGGGCACAGCGUAAGGAGAGGAAGUUGAUGACCGUACGGUGGAUUGUUUCCGUCGGAGGAGAGAAAGAAGCAAAGAAAGAAGCUUUCAAGAAGUAUUUAGAGUUCAGUGGAGUUAUUGAUUCUCUCACCAAAGAUCUAGGCCUUGCAGCACAGAUAGUUCAUGUGGUAAUUGCUGCAACUUUGUUGAAUUCCCCCGACAUGUCCUACAAAGAUCAGUCAAUACUGUAUGAGCCCAUCAAAGAGCUUGAUAUCAUGUUAAACCAAACUGUUUUAGUAGAUGCAGGAGUUUCAGUAGAUAUAAUUUCAGGCGUGAAUGAUCCACCACCGAUCAGUUGCCUUUUCCCCCGAUCAGCACCUUAUAACACCUUCAGAUCAUGUAGAAAUCUUCACUCAUUUGAUGUGGAUAAUAUCAGAUUUCUUGGAACUUAUGGUAAGAAAAUCAAUGACCUUCACAAGUACUCAGAAGCUAAAAGCAAGCUUGAUUUUGUCGAAAGAGCACUGAGGUGGAGACAUCUUGCUUCCACUGCACCUAAUACACUCAGGUCAGAAGGUCAGCUGGUUAGGUUGAUCUGCAUUCCUAAAUUUUGUGAGAUCGGUAUUGCUGUUGCAAAGAACUAA
Brassica rapa (field mustard) is the source of this 639-nucleotide messenger RNA. RefSeq names its product DNA polymerase delta small subunit-like. The record is from RefSeq and is a predicted model, not a curated record. Gene Ontology annotation, cellular component: delta DNA polymerase complex. Lineage: Eukaryota; Viridiplantae; Streptophyta; Magnoliopsida; Brassicales; Brassicaceae. Gene Ontology annotation, biological process: DNA replication; DNA strand elongation involved in DNA replication. Gene Ontology annotation, molecular function: DNA binding.